Molecule: messenger RNA, 1590 nt
Organism: Ornithorhynchus anatinus (platypus)
Lineage: Eukaryota; Metazoa; Chordata; Mammalia; Monotremata; Ornithorhynchidae
Gene: SAMM50
Product: SAMM50 sorting and assembly machinery component
Exons: 14
Coding region: 38-1447 (469 amino acids)
Biological process (GO): mitochondrial respiratory chain complex assembly; protein insertion into mitochondrial outer membrane
Cellular component (GO): outer membrane; SAM complex
Source: RefSeq, a predicted model, not a curated record
GCCGCCCGCUCCCCGCGGGGGCCCCGAGGCCGCAGACAUGGGCGCCGUCCACGCCCGGAGUCUGGAGCCCCUCCCCGUGAGAGGGCCCGAGUUUGGCGCCCUGGGGGAAGAAGCAGAACUCGUCCAAGUGGAACCCGAAGCGAAACAGGAAGUCCUGGAAAAUAAAGAUGUGGUGGUCCAGCACGUGCACUUCGACGGACUCGAACGGACGAAAGAUGACAUCAUUAUGUACGAGAUCGGAGACGUUUUCAAAGCCAAGAACCUGAUCGAUGUGAUGAGGAAGUCUCACGAGGCCCGAGAGAAGCUGCUCCGUCUGGGGAUUUUCCGGCAGGUGGAUGUUCUGAUCGACACAUGCCAAGGAACCGACGCUCUCCCCAACGGUCUGGAUGUCACGUUUGAGGUGGCAGAGCUGAGGAGGCUGACGGGCAGCUACAACACCAUGGUGGGCAACAACGAGGGCAGCAUGGUCCUGGGCCUCAAGUUCCCCAACCUUCUGGGCCGGGCAGAGAAGAUGACCUUCCAGUUCUCCUACGGCACCAAAGAGACGUCCUACGGCUUGUCGCUCUUCAGACCGCAGCCCGGGAAUUUUGACCGCAACUUCUCCGUGAAUCUGUACAAGGUGACGGGCCAGUUUCCAUGGAGCUCCCUCCGGGAGACAGAUCGGGGUCUGGCGGCUGAAUACAGUUUCCCCAUCUGGAAGACCAGCCACACGGUGAAGUGGGAGACCGUCUGGAGGGAGCUGGGCUGCCUGGCCAGGACUGCCUCAUUUGCCGUCCGGGAGGAGAGUGGACACUCGCUCAAGUCGUCCCUGUCGCACGCCAUGGUCAUCGACUCCCGCAAUUCCUCCAUUCUGCCCUCCAGAGGUGCCUUGCUCAAAAUCAACCAGGAGCUGGCUGGUUACACGGGUGGAGACAUCAGCUUCCUGAAGGAGGACUUUGAGCUGCAGAUGAACAAGCGUGUUCUCUUGGAUUCUGUGGUGUCUGCCUCCCUCUGGGGAGGGAUGCUGGUGCCCAUCGGAGACAAGCCCUCGUCCAUCGCCGACAGGUUCUACCUCGGAGGGCCAACCAGCGUGCGUGGAUUCAGCAUGUAUAGCAUCGGGCCACAGAGCGAAGGUGACUAUCUGGGUGGCGAGGCCUACUGGGCAGGGGGCCUGCACCUGUACACCCCACUGCCCUUCAGGCCCGGCCAGGGCGGCUUCGGAGACCUGUUCAGAACACACUUCUUCCUCAACGCCGGGAACCUCUGUAACCUCAACUAUGGAGCGGGCCCCAAGGCUCAUCUGCGCCAGCUGGCGGCAUGCAUCCGCUGGUCCUAUGGGGCCGGCCUGGUUCUCCGCCUUGGGAACAUCGCCCGCUUGGAGCUCAACUACUGCGUGCCCAUGGGAGUGCAGCGUGGAGACAGAGUGUGUGACGGCGUCCAGUUUGGGGCCGGGAUCCGGUUCCUGUAGCACCGAAGAAAGCUCGGUCUCGGUCUCUGUGCCGACACCCGGGCCCGCAGCACACACGGGGCGGGAUAACCGUUUCCCGGCAAACUUGACCGUGUUAAUAAACGAAACGACAACUCCUGCUCCGGAGCUGCGCUUUCCGGAAA